This is a messenger RNA of Metarhizium brunneum ARSEF 3297, 357 nucleotides long. RefSeq lists its product as uncharacterized. Gene Ontology annotation, molecular function: acyltransferase activity, transferring groups other than amino-acyl groups. Lineage: Eukaryota; Fungi; Ascomycota; Sordariomycetes; Hypocreales; Clavicipitaceae. The record is from RefSeq and is a predicted model, not a curated record.
AUGUACUUGUGCCUCGAGGCUCUGGUCUUGCGCUCGCCCAUUGACCCGGGGCCCGUUGACGGCUUCUACCGUGCCGUGCGUGCCGCCGAGCCGCAGUUCCUCACAACUCCGCGCCGCAGAGAGGCCUGGUACCUGUCCACGCUGGCUGUUCACCCCGUCUACCAGGGCCAGCGGCUGGGCAGGGCGCUCGUCCAGGAAGGUCUCGAGCUGGUGGAUAAGGCUGGCAGUGCCUCGUACUUGGUUGGGCUGAGGAGCGUGGAGGCGUUUUACCCCAGGUACGGGUUCAAGGAGGUGUGUAGGGUGAACGUGGGGGAGUUGAAGGCCUGGGAUGGCGGGAGCGUCAUGUUUAGAGAGUAG